AUGUACGUAAAAAUUGAGACGUCAAGAUUGGAUUAUUUUCGUAAUAAGCAACAAGAGAUUCGAUCUGAAGUAUAUCAAGGAAUAGUUGACAGUCUAUCAAUUGGACAAAGCAAUGCUUCCAAAGUUGGUAAACGCAUCAUUCUGCCUUCCUCUUUUAUUGGAGGUCCAAGAGAUAUGCGUAAAAGAUAUAUGGAAGCAAUGGCUUUAGUCCAACGCUUUGGAAAACCGGACAUCUUUUUAACCAUGACAUGCAACCCAAGUUGGAAAGAAAUCUUAGAUGAAUUAGGUCCACAAGAAGAAGCACAAAAUCGUCCUGAUUUGAUUGCACGUAUCUUUAGAGCAAAAUUAGAAGAACUGAAGGAUGAAUUAUUCAAACGGGAGAUAUUUGGGAAAGUUUCAGCAUAUGUAUACGUCAUCGAACAUCAAAAAAGAGGACUACCACAUGCACAUUUCUUGAUCAUACUACAAAGAGAUUGGAAAAUCUAUGCUCCAGAAUCUUUUGAUGAAAUGUAUCAGCAGAAAUACCUGACAGAGAAAGAAAUCUACAUUUGCACAAGACAGUAA
Messenger RNA from Juglans regia (Persian walnut), 564 nucleotides. RefSeq lists its product as uncharacterized. The record is from RefSeq and is a predicted model, not a curated record. Lineage: Eukaryota; Viridiplantae; Streptophyta; Magnoliopsida; Fagales; Juglandaceae. The transcript has a single exon. The coding region runs from base 1 to 564 and encodes 187 amino acids.